This is a messenger RNA of Podarcis raffonei (Aeolian wall lizard), 1086 nucleotides long. It is a transcript of the gene CEACAM20, whose product is annotated as CEA cell adhesion molecule 20. The transcript is spliced from 8 exons. The record is from RefSeq and is a predicted model, not a curated record. Bases 97 to 771 code for a protein of 224 amino acids. NCBI's taxonomy places the organism in Eukaryota, Metazoa, Chordata, Lepidosauria, Squamata, Lacertidae.
AGGAGAGGGUGUUCCAAAGACAGAAGGUUCCAACUCCAGGACGGAAGAAGGACCACUUUAACAGAAGAAUCAAUCAUCCUGAGCUCCUUCGUCCCGAUGGCCCUGGGAGAAACAGAGAGGGUGAUUUCUGCCACGGACCAGAGUGGGAUCUUCACCACAGAGAAAACAUCACAAAUCUCCCAGUUUUACAGACCAAAAUCUGCCACAAUAAGCCCCUCUGGAAACAUCAGCCAGCUGUUGGGUUCCAGUCUGACUCUCAUCUGUCGUGCUGCGGAUUCGAAUCUUGCUACACAGUAUAGAUGGUAUUUCAACAACACCGAUGCAAACGUGACAAGCAGCAAUCUGACCAUUGAAUCAAUCUCCUGGAAAAACGAGGGGACCUAUGUCUGCUGCAUAUCCUACCCUCAAACAAAUGCUACAGCCUAUGCAUCUGUAUCUUUGAGGAUAAAAACAGACAACGAAACUUCUUCAGCUCAAUCACAGUUUCCUCUGACGGUGUUUGUCGGCAUCGUGUUUGGGUUGGCGGCUGGGGUGACUUUGGUUGGCGCCUUGCUAUGCUGUUUCUGUGUCCACAUUCGGAGGAACAACCUGCAGCCGCCGCCACCACCACCAAUUUCGACAAUCCCAUCCUUACCUAAGGACUUCUCUCGAUCCAAAAUGCUUGGUAGCAGAGCCAGAGAAACCAAGCCUGAGAACCCUGCUGAGCCCAGCACCAUCUACCAGGAGGUGCUGUGUGAUGACGGGGCUGUGUAUCAAGAACUAGAGAGGUGAUUUCUGAGUGCAGCAUCUCCUGUGUAGCAAUAAGGACUUACGAUAGCUUCUCCCAGCUGAACGUUUCUGCCUAGAUGCCUGUCAGCUGCAGACCCCCAGCCAGGCCCUCUUUGAUAUACCUGCCUUAAAAACCCAGACUCUUCUCUGAAUAUAGUGCUUUAAAUAUAUGGCGUGAAUGUGGCCUUAAUGUGCAUCCCUGCAGAUCAUUCUGAGGUAGAACUCUGAACGGUUUCAUCUUCAAUGUGUUGUUGUUGUUUUUACUUUAAAAGAAAAACGCAUUAGACUCUUUGUGCUUGUUUGCUUAAAUAUCAAAAC